Molecule: messenger RNA, 3036 nt
Organism: Eimeria mitis
Lineage: Eukaryota; Apicomplexa; Conoidasida; Eucoccidiorida; Eimeriidae
Exons: 9
Coding region: 1-3036 (1011 amino acids)
Source: RefSeq, a predicted model, not a curated record
AUGGAAACGGAGGAUUCUGCUGCUGCUGCAGCAGCAGCAGCAGCAGCAUCAGCAGCGCCAGCAGAGCCCGGACGACAGGGGCCCGUCGGGAGCCUCGCGCUGCAGCUGGCGAUCGGGGGCCCCCGCCAGCUGCGUCGCAGUGGUGCAGUGUAUCUGUGUACCCCUGGCCGGGUGUAUGUACAGUGGCAGCAGCGGUGGUUGCUUCUUGAUGGUUUUAUACUGAAGUGUUUCAGCAGCUGCAAUUCAUUGAAGCCAAAGACCACCAUUCCUCUCGAGUCUGCAGUUGUAGAAGGGUUGUUCUCUCCCGCGGACAACAUGAGCCGCAGCGGCGUGGAGUUGUACAGCUUUUGUAUUCGAUGGCAGCAGCAAGCGUUGCCGGGGGGAGAAGCAGACGGAGAGGAGAAGGAGUGGCUGCUGCUGCAUGUGGGGCUUGAAGACGGGGCUGAGGCUCAGCAGUGCAUAACCCCCCCCCCGCUGCAGCUGCCUGAGUUGCUGCUUCCUCUUCCUUUCCUUCCUCUUCCUUUGUUGCGGCUACUAAACGCAACCCAGUUUCCAUCCCCACCACCAGCAGCAGCAGCAGCAGCAGCAGCAGCAGCAGCAGCAGCAGGGGAUGCAGCAGCAGCAGGAGAUGAUGCCCCGGUAGCGCCAGGCUCUGUGCCGCUUCAGGAGGUGGUUGCGCGUUUGCUGAUGUGCCCUGGGUGUCUGUACACCCCGAUUGGUAGUGCUGUAUGCAGCGAGGAGCAGCAGCAGCAGCAGCAGCUGCUGCAGCAGCUGCUGCUGCCUCUUUCUAUAGGCAAAUGGAGGGUAGUAGAGCCCAUAGAUACAGCAGUAUGUGAGGGAGACAUAACAGAGAUCCGGCUGCCUCCUCCGCUGCUGCGGUGGUUUGCUGCUGCUGCUGCUGCUGCAGCUGCUGCAGCAGCAGGUGACGCAACAGCAGCAACAGAAGCAAAAGCAGCAACUGCUGCUGCUGCUGCUGCGGAACAAGUUGAUGCUGCUCAGCAGCAGCAGCAGCAACAGCAGCAGCAGCAGCAGCAGCAACAGCAACACAGACAAACUGCAGCAGCAGCAGUUGCUGCUGCUGCUGCUGCAGUUUGUACACUGUACACACAGCUACAGCAGCAACAAACCACCAUAGUUACGCUCACAGACAGCAGCAGCAGCAGCAACAGCAGCAACAACAGUAGCAGUAGCACCACCAGUAGCAGCAGCAAAAGGAACAGCAACAGCAGCAGCAGCAACAGCAGCAGCAGCAGCAGCAGCAGCAAUGUGGUGAGUGUUAUAUCCUCAGAUGCUGACGGUACUCUCUAUAUCAUCGGCAGCAGCAAAGACAUCUGUAAUGCUGCUGCAGCUCCCCCUUGCUUUGCUGCUGCUGCUGCUGCUGCUGCUGCUGCUGCUGCUGCAAUGAAUGCUGAGGCUAAGCGGGGUAGGAUUCCUCUCCCGGCGCCUCUGGCAGCAGCAGCAGCAGCAGCAGCAGCAACAGCAGCAGCAGCAGCAGAUGCUGCAGCAGCAGCAGCACGAGGAUUUGCUUCUUUUCUCUUCGGCCUCACACAGCCCCGCUCUGUCUCAGUUGCCUCAGUUGGCUGGCAGGUGUCUCGGGACAGUGCAGAUCCUGCAGGGCGAUGCAUUGUCACCUGCGUCAUCACCCUCUCCGCCAACCAGCAGCAGCAGCAGCAGCAGCAACAGAAGCAGCAGCAGCAGCAUGCAGCAGCAGCAGGUGCUGCAGAGCGAUUUGCGGCAUCUGCUGUUGCAGCUGUGCUCACAGCUGGUAUUCAACAUGAGCCGCCGCCGCCGCCGCAGCAGCAGCAGCAGCAGCAGCAGCAACAGCAACAGCAGCAGCUGCUGUUGCCUCUGCUGCUGCUGGCAGCACAUGCAGCAUCGCGCAGCACAGCUGCUGCUGCUGCUGUUGCUGUUGCCUUUUUGCUGCACAUUUUAUACCUGCAGCAGAUCAUCACCCCCCCCAAGUCGAUGGCAGCAGCACACACUCUACCUGCUGCAGCAGCCUUCGGCAGUCGCGAAGGAGAAGCAGGUUCAGCAGGAGAGGCAGCAGGAGCAGCAACAGCAGCAGCAGCAGCAGCAUCUCGUGCUGCAGCAGCAGCAGCAUCUGUAGCAGCAGCAUCUGGUGCGAGUGGAGUUGCUGUAUCGGAUGCAGCAGCAUCAGCAGCAGCAGCAGCAGCAGCAGCAGCAGCAGAUGAAGGUCAGGGGUGGGCCUACAGCAGCAACCUGAGAGAGGUGGUUAUUGAUUGGGGUUAUAUAUACUCAAGCGACAAUCUGUCUCGUCCAUGUAUUGUCCUUCGUCUAUCGAAUCUUGCUGCUGCUGCUGCUGCUGCUGCAGCAGCAGCAGCAGCAGCAGGAGCAGCAGGAGCAGCAGCAGCAGCAGGUGGAGACUAUCGCCAGUGUUUAUUAUAUUUAAUUGAGUCUGCACUGGGGGAGCAACAGCACCAGCACCAGCAGCACCAGCAGCACCAGCAGCACCAGCAGCAGCAGCAGCAGCAGCAGCAGCAGCAGCAGCAGCAGCAGCAGCAGCAGCAGCAGCAGCACAGCAGCAACGAGCUGUGUCUGAUCAUCGAUGCAGCAAACACAAAAUUUAAUUCUCUACCGAUACAGUCUCUCCUUCAUCUUGCUGCUGUUUUCUCUCUUUCUUACUCUCACCAUUUAGGUAAAAACAAUAUACACACAAACAGAGAGAGAGACAGAGAGACAGAGAGACAGAGAGAGAGACAGAGAGACAGAGAGAGAGACAGAGAGAGACAGAGAGACAGAGAGACAGAGAGAGACAGAGAGAGAGAAGGAGAGACAGAGAGAGAGAAGGAGAGAGAGAAAAGAGACAGAGAGAGACAGAGAGACAGACAGAGGGACAGAGAGAGACAGAGAGACAGAGAGAGACAGAGAGACAGAGAGACAGAGAGAGACAGAGAGAGAGAAGGAGAGAGAGAAAAGAGAGAGAGGAGAGAGACAGAGACAGAGAGAGAGAAGGAGAGAGAGAAAAGAGAGAGAGGAGAGAGACAGAGAGAGAGAGAGAGAGAGGGCGAUGGCUAG